AUGUGUGAGCGCAUGGAUCUUUUUGAUGUCAAUGGUCUAGUUUUGCUCCACGCCUCUGGUCUCAAUGCCGUCUCCAGCCGUGAGUCUGGCUGGGUGAUGGACAAGGAGCACUCGGAGCAACUGAGUGACGAAGAGGCAGCUGUUGUACACGACCGCAGACAUAGGAGGAGGAAGAUCUGCCCUCUGUCCCACAUGGUCAUGGACCAGGUGUGUGUGGAGUUUGUCCUGCCCACAGUGGCCCGUGGAGGGAAUGGUCCAGACACCCUGCAGCUGCAAGUGGCCGGCAACUGGACUGUUGAGCAGGUCAAAGCGCAGAAAGGCACAGUGUGUGAGAUCUAUGACAAGCACCAAGUUUUCCAAACACUGGACUGUAUUCGUUACUGGAAAGCCUUGAAGAAAGAUGUUGGCCGAAUCCAGAUGGUGCAGCGGCCACAGCCCACGGAGCAGUCCCUUCAGUACCAGCGCUACCUGAACCGCCUGAUGGGCUAUGACGUCACUGAUGUGAGUAACGUGCAUGACGACGAGCUGGAGUUCACCCGGAGGAAGCUGCUCACCACACGCAAGAUCGAGCUGAGAGACCGAGACCCCAGGCUCUACUGCAUGGACCCCUGGGUGUCCUGCAAACCACUGCCCCAACAUGUACUUAGUAAGGUCAGCAAUGGUUUUAUUCUGUUGGUUAUUCACAUCCAAACUGUCAGUCAAACUAUUAAAGUCUCCAUUGACGACACACCAGAUCAGGUGCUCUCCAGCUUUUUUGCCAAGACUGCAAACAAGAAAGCUCUAUUGGGCAUCCCUGAAGACAGGAGUGAUAAUGACUUUGUGUUGCGAGUUUGUGGAAGGGAAGAGUUUCUGUAUGGGGACAAACCUCUGCAGAACUUUAGGUGGGUGCGACAGUGUCUUAAAAACGGGGAGGAAAUCCACCUGGUUUUAGAGAAGCCCCCAGAUCCAGACCUCGACGUGGUCCAGAAAGAGGACUGGGCCCAAGUGGAUGAUUGCACUGGAGUUGCUGGCACACACGAGCAGCUGACCAUCAGUGAGAAGGACCACGAGCGAGUCUUCACCAUCUCCAUGUGGGACUGUAACAGGAAGUUCAGAGUGAAGAUCUUGGGCAUCGACAUUCCAGCUCUGCCCAAAACCUCUGAGCUCAUCGUCUACAUCGAGGCCAGCAUCUUCCAUGGCCAGCAGCUCCUUGCCCAGGAAAGAACCGCCUCAAAGCCUUUCACUGAGGAAGUUUUGUGGAACUGCUGGUUGGAGUUUAGCAUUAAAAUCAAGGACUUACCUAAAGGGGCACGCCUGAACCUCCAGGUUGUGUGUGGGAAACAAAUCCAAACCCCAAACUCUAAGACUGGCACUUUCCACCAGGACAAUGCUUCUGAGACAACCAGCCGUGAAGGAAAGUCCAAGAAUCGACUGCUGUACUACGUAAACCUGCUCCUCAUUGACCACCGCUCGCUGCUGCGUCAGGGCGAGUUCAUCUUGCACAUGUGGAAGAUGCCUGAGAAGAGCCUGGAGAGCAGCAGCAGUAGCAUCAACGCAGACAAACUCACCUCUGCUACAAACCCCGACAAAACCUCGUCUAUGGCCGUCGCUAUCCUGCUGGACAAGUACUGCUACCCCGUGGUACUGCCCAAGAGCCGGGACACAGCCCGGGAUGUGGGGCGCGAGGCUGGGGAAGAGGAGGGGGAGGGAGGGGUGAGAGUGCAAAGAGAAAUGCCCAAUCACCUGAAGAAACAGUUUGAGGCCAUAGUGAGCACUGACCCUCUGCACCCACUGAGCCCUGAGGACAAGGAGCUGCUGUGGCACUUCAGGCACGAGUGUAUGAAGCAUCCCAGGGCAUACCCAAAGUUACUGGGCUCAGUCCGGUGGGGUAAACAAGAAGAUGUUUUGGCAACACAUCAGCUGUUGGAGCGCAGCAGUGCGUGGGACACAAGUGGUUUGGAUGUGGGCCUGGCCAUGCAGCUGCUGGACUGUCACUACUCAGAUGCCCAGGUUCGCUCUAUGGCCGUGAGGAAACUGGAGACACUGGGGGACGACGACGUGCUCCGAUAUCUGCUCCAGCUUGUACAGGCUGUGAAGUUUGAGCCGUACCAUAACAGUGCACUGGUCAGGUUUCUACUGAAAAGAGCUCUUCGGAGUAAGCGAAUUGGGCAUUUCUUGUUCUGGUUCUUGCGCAGUGAGAUUGCUCAGUCCAUGCACUAUCAGCAGAGGUACGCUGUGCUGCUGGAGGCCUAUCUCAGGGGCUGUGGAGAGGACAUGCUCCUCGAUUUUAAGAAACAGGUGGAUAUGACAGAGGCUCUGCAGAAAGUGACGCGUGAGGUUAAGGCUAUGUCCGCAGACAAGUAUGAUGUCACCGCUCAAGUGGUGUUUCAGCUCCGACAGAAGCUGGAGGCGCUCCAGUCGUCAGGUUUACCAACCAGUUUCAGAGUCCCUUAUGACCCGGGGUUGAGGGCUGGAGCCUUACUGAUUGAGCAGUGUAAAGUCAUGGCAUCCAAGAAGAAGCCCCUGUGGCUCCAGUUCAAGAGAGCUGACCCUACCACUCUGUGCAAAGACUCCAUAGGGAUCAUAUUUAAGGACGGGGACGACCUCAGGCAGGACAUGCUCAUUCUACAGAUUCUGCUCAUCAUGGAGUCCAUCUGGGAGACCGAGUCCCUGGAUCUCUGCUUGUUACCGUACGGCUGCAUCUCCACUGGCAACAGGAUAGGGAUGAUUGAGAUCGUGAAAGAUGCCACCACCAUCGCUAACAUUCAGCAGAGCGUGGUGGGCAGCACAGGGGCCUUUAAGGAUGAGAUCUUGUGCCAGUGGCUCCGGGACAAGUGCAUUUGUGAGGACAAGUUCCAGCAGGCCGUGGAAAAGUUCCUCUUCUCUUGUGGAGGAUACUGUGUGGCCACAUACGUCCUGGGGAUUGGAGACCGCCACAACGACAACAUCAUGAUCACCGAGUCAGGAAACCUCUUCCACAUCGAUUUUGGCCACAUCUUGGGAAACUACAAGAGCUUCAUGGGCAUCAGUAAAGAGUGGGUGCCCUUUGUGCUCACACCAGACUUUCUCUACGUGAUGGGAACGUCCGGCAAGAAAAGCAGCCCAAAUUUCCUCAAAUUCCAGGAUGUAUGCGUAAAGGCUUAUCUCGCUCUUCGGCACCACACAAACCUCCUCAUCAUCCUCUUCUCCAUGAUGCUUAUGACCGGAAUGCCCCAGCUGACCAGUAAAGAAGACAUUGAGUACAUCCGGGAGGCUCUCACUGUGGGCCGCAGUGAAGAAGAGGCCCAGCGCCACCUGAUGGACCAAAUCGAUAUCUGCAGGGAGAAAGGCUGGAUGGUUCAGAUCAACUGGUUUGUCCACCUGGUGCUGGGCAUUAAGCAAGGAGUGGAAAAACGGUCCAAUUAG
Knipowitschia caucasica is the source of this 3384-nucleotide messenger RNA. Lineage: Eukaryota; Metazoa; Chordata; Actinopteri; Gobiiformes; Gobiidae. The record is from the annotation of a GenBank genome assembly.